AUGUUACCUGUCCGUACAUACAACAACAAUAUUACUGAUACCAAAAAGGAUGCAAAACGACAAGUAUCGUUAAAUGACAUAAUCCAAGGAGCGCUAAAUUUUGUUCGACCAAUUAUUGGCACUUCAGUACCAAUGCAAUCAGAUUUGACAACAUCCAGAAAACUACAAUCAGAGCAAAUGAGAGGAAGAGAUGUCGAGAUUCUUGGUUUACCAAAGCAUUCCGCUUUAGAUGAUAUGCCAAUUUGCAAAAGUAAUUCGAAAAUAUGCAAAUUUAUCACCUGUAGUGCUCGAAAUUUUCAAAACGAUGAAUCAAUAUCAAAUUUAAAUUUGGCUGCACAAAUGCUGGCUGAUACGAAAUUACGUAAAAUGAUUGCCAGUGAUUCAAGUAUAUUGCUGACAGCAUGCCAAGAACAAGGACUUUCUCCAUUGCAAUGCAAACUUUUUGCAAACGCAUUUCAACUUAUUGAUCGAUUUAUCUCAACCAUUGAACCAUUGGAGAAAGAUGUUAAAAAUUUACAUCAUUAUAUUAUCAAGGAUGAUCCAUACUAUGAUGAUUCCGAUGCACCACCCAUUCCAAUACAACCGGGAAUGCGUCAGGCUAUAGGAUCUCAAACAUGGUCUACCAAUAGAAAGAAUAUCAGUGAUGAUUCUGAUUUGAUAACACAAACGAUGCAACUCAAAGAAAAGCCGAAUUUAUCAGGAGUAUCAACAUUUUCAGAUCCGUUCAAAAAUUUACUAAAUCCUUCAGAUUUUCCAAAUUCAAAUAGUGCUGCAACAUCAACAACCGUAGAUUCAACGCUAACAAAACCAUCAUCACCAUCAAUAACGGCCCCCUUACUUACUUUUCCACCAUUACUUUUUACCUUUCCAACUUUUGCAACAGUUGCACCAAUAAUAUCCCAUACAUCAUCACCAGAAAGUUUGAAACUGGAAGCAUUAUCACCUGUAAAUUUAUUGACAAAAGAAAUGCAAAUGCUAAUGUCACAUUUUGAUAACAAAUUGCUGUUACCAAAUAUAAUAUCAUUACCGUCAUCACUGAUAACGUUACCAGAUCAGUUUAAGUCGACGAAUCCGGCUGGAUCAGUAAGAAAUAGACGAUCAUUCGAUUAUUAUGAUAAUAUUGAGGAAUAUAAUGAUGAUACCAAAACUACGAGUACAUCCAUAGAUCAUGCAAUCAGUGAUAACAAUCAACAAAUGAUAAAACUUCAGAAACAGAUGAAAGGUCGGAAGGGUAUACUUGAUUGCAUGAAACUUUUUAAGGAUAGUUAA
Molecule: messenger RNA, 1269 nt
Organism: Acanthocheilonema viteae
Lineage: Eukaryota; Metazoa; Nematoda; Chromadorea; Rhabditida; Onchocercidae
Source: the annotation of a GenBank genome assembly